UCAUUGAGGGUUUACUUCGGUUGGCCACGAUGUGACACUAUCCGUGGGUCCAUUCCUUGACAGCUGGUCUGUGGCAUUAUUGUUCUGCUGUAUUUGCUGAUAUUAACGAUAGCUUCACUACAAAUUACACGCCCUCGAGCUUUGACGAUUCUGUUUACUAAAACAAGUCAGCUUUAAGGACAAAUCGUCCCUUUUGAAGGCAAGCCGGGAGUACACAUAUAUUGCAUCAUACGAGGGCAUUAAGAAGUCCUCAAGUGUUCGUCCGGGACCAAAUAGUAGGUCCUAUGCACGACAAGCCCGUACCGUGUACAAGUGGAAAUACAUCUCUCAUCUUAGACAACCUUUACGUGCAUGUGUGUCACACUGUGUAGUCAGUCGUAAUCUGGUUGUUUAAGAACUCCAUCCGCCCAGAGCCGUACUGCGUGCAAGAGGGCCGAACGUAUAUGGACAACGUUCACUAAAAGCUGUGGUCAGAAAUAACUAAAAGCCAACAAACUGGUUGUUUGAUGUACUUUCUUCAACAAAGAUGCUAAGCUUAUACACUGUAGAGUGUGUAACCUUCACUGCGCGCUACAUGACGAUCUGAAUAAACAACACAGUGGAUCACAGUCGACAACAGACAACCCUUCGUCACUGAGGCAAAUGCCUGCAAACUGUACUGAUUAGUGUUGCGGGGAUUUCUUUUCUAAAUGCCUUGUCUAGAAAUGGUUUAUGAACAAGGAGUGUACUGUUUAGCAACCUGUGAGUGAUGUCCUACUCCUAAUGCAGCCUAUGUUGAUAUUCUACCUUAUUGUAAUUCAGCCGAUGCAUCGUUGACUGUUGUGGCUACUUGCAGAGGCACAUUUCUCCGCUGGAUGUGUGAUCGCGGUUUGCAAGAUCACACUACUCAGUCUAUUGAUAUGUGCGUCUAAAUGGAAACUAUCCAGAACAGGUUGGAAAUGCUUAACUGCUUGCACAUUUUUGUGAUUACAUCAUUAUGAUCUUCGUCGGUUUGCAAACUUGUGAUUAUAGGAAAUUCAACCUGCAUCAGUCUGUUAAUGACGCGUUCGUCUGAAGCGGAUACAACCAACCAGCAUUCGUCCUAAACGUUUGCUUACUUUGUACAUCCUCAAAACGGAAGACACUGGACAAUGGAAGAAAUAAAUUCAACAGAGGUAACUGACUUGGCGACAACAGUUGUACCAAAGGACGAUACUUCGUCUGGAAAUGAAUGGGUGUAUGGUAUUGAAGUUACGCUAGGCAUUGUGGGCACUGUGGGCAACGUGUUCGUCUGCUUGAUCAUUCUGCGCGCCAAAUUCUUACACAACAUGACCAACUACUUGAUUCUGAAUCUGGCCGUGGCUGACAUGACUGCCUCGCUGUGUUUGAUCUUUAAUGUGUUCUUAGUGGAGACUUCGAUCGUCGAACCGCCCUCAGGCGUAGCUGUAGGAGAGAUUUACUGUCGUCUCUAUGGCAACCUACAUCUCUUCUGGGUAUGUGUAACAGCUUCCGUCUUCAAUCUCAUUGUCGUGACACUAGAACGAUUCUACGCCAUUGUGUAUCCUCUUCAUUACACUAGAUACUUCACAACGAAGAGGGUAACCCUGCUAGUUGCUCUGACUUGGCUUGGCGCUUUUCUGCAAGAGUUUUUCGCCCUUUUUAUCAACUCGUACGACGCUGCCAGUGGGACGUGUGCCUAUGGUUUCCCCAAUUUGGCUAGUCAAAUUGCUGUCGGUUUGUUUGUGUUCCUCAGUUCCUAUUUUUGCCCUCUUUGCGUAAUGAUUUGGGCAUAUUACAAAAUAAUGAGAAACCUUAAGAAGUCAGCGCGUAAUCUUAUGAAUCAACAGACGGAGGACCCAGCCUAUGGACUUCUCCGUGCGCGCAAGAAAAUAGUGCAGGUCCUGUUUACCGUUGUCAUGGCAUUCCUCAUACUAUGGACACCAAACCAAGUGGUGUACCUGUUUGAGAAUUUCCAUGUUGAAUUAGUUCCAACAACUCACAUCGUGUACUCAAUCUUUCGCAUGAUGGCGUUUUCCAACUCCGUCGUCAACCCGAUCAUUUAUGCGUUCAAGUACAAACAAUUCAGAAAAGGAUUCCGUGUGCUUAUGUGUAGUGGGUGCAUGGCCAAUAACGUCGGAGCAAUCCAAACUGAGUUAUCAAAUACGUAGUUUAUUCAAAUCACUGUUGCACUUAGUAAGUAGGAGGUCCUGUAUGUUGAAACCGUGCAAUGGCAUCUGCUGCAAAAACUGCAGAAUUCAGGCUGAAUAGAUGGGGAAGCAUUUACCAUUCCAGACUUUGACAUUCGUGACAAUAUUGAAUUUUGUACCUCAUUUUGAAAGUUGAUAUACAAAGCCCUCUGCUGCUGUGGAAAACGCACAAGCAGUUAUGUAUAGUUAUAGGGUCCAUUUUUCCUGUGGCUGGUUCGGACAGAAUAUUAAGUUUUUAUGUUGUCUAUACUUCAGAUUCUUCGCAGGGGCUUGAGAAGGAACAACCUUUGGGGGUUCAGUGGCCUCUUCCCUUUCAACGUAUUUGCGCCUCUGCACAACCCCCCAUGAGAUUACACUAACGUUUAAAGGCUGAUUUCACGAAUUUGCACUGUAGAAAUUUUAUAUAUGAAAACUGCAAAAAUAGCCGGGCAAUAUGCCUCAUUCGUAAAAUAGCCAUCUUGAAUCGAAGGCGAGGUGAUCCCGGUAAAAAGUUUCUGGAAUUUUAAUACAUUUAUUUAUUUAGUUAUUUAACCAUCCUUAAGGAGGGUAGCCCAUGCAGCUAUAGCUGAUCAUUUGGGGCACUCAAAAAUCAUGCAACUUAAAAGUAAAACAACAUCAAAUGUACAAUUACAUCAAAUGUACGGCAACAGGGAAAAAAACAUAAAAGAGCCAGUACAAAUUGGGAGGGGGAUAAAUAAACAUGUACAAUUAAAAAUUACUAGGGAGCACCAGAAUGGCUUUACAUCAAAAUUACAAUUAAAAUGUGAUAUAUACAUAAUCCCAUACAUGUGGGAAUAAAUAUGAUUGGGAAAAAAUAUAGAUUAGCAUUUGCUCCGGGGUUAGUGCCAAGUAAUUUAUCGAAGGUCGUGCCACUUUUAUCGUCCAAAUGAAACAUAUUUUUCAAAGUCAACAGUGCACCUAUAUAUGUAUCCGUAAUUAUAGCAAAAUAGACAGGCUUCUUCCCAUUUCAGAGUGCUCUGUAAACAAAAUGGAUUCGGGAAUCGGGAACCACAAUCGUAAAUUCCAGUCUCGUGAAUAAAGACCAUUUUUCUACUCAACCACAAGUAAACCAGAGAAAUUGCCUUAAAUGUUGGGCAAACAUGUUACUCAGCUGCAGUAAGUUGUGUGUAAACCUACGUCAUUUACCCAAAACUACCCAAACACUUGUACCCAGCGCUUUUACAGUAUACAUCAGAGUCCGACUACAAGCUAGCUGUUGACAAGGUGAUCGCAAAUGCGUCUUCUAUAGCCACUCCAUUUUCAUGGAGUGGCUAUAGAAUACGUGAGGGUUACGUCCGAACCAGUUAUUUAGAUUUGUGUAGUUUUCGCCAUUUAGCGCUCAGUGGAGAAUAGUCAUUGACAACAGUGCACGUUUCAGACGUGCGAUUUCUGCUCAAUUCAUUUCACGCUAUGGCCGAUGGUUGAAUAGAUUCCGCCCCAAGUCCGUAUCAAAAGGCUAUCAACUACUACGACAUAUAUACACGGUAUUUCAUGACAGGCUCUAUAUCCAUAGACAGACAUGUAUAAUAAAUAUUGUUGCUCGUAACACCGAUCAUGUCUAGUAGGCCUAUUUCCAUAUACCGGUCAUGAGAUCAAUUAUUAAAUAAUACUGCAUGGUAGGCAUUAACAAAACACAUUAAAUGUUGUAAAAAUGUUAACCUCUCCAGGAAAACUCCAAAUAAUUUAUGGUAUUAUUUUUCUAGAGAAGCUCUGUGUUAUUUCGUAUAUAUCCUUCUUUUUAUCUUGGGGCUAUUUUACUAUUUGUAUAAUCAGAAGUAUUGGUAGUUUCCCAUUCUUCCCGAAUGCCCUGUGGGACUAUUUAGAAACACUGAAAUGUGUGACAUCAAUGUCUGCUUCCAUUGUACCUCUUGAGCUGUGGCAAAUCUUUUAAGCAAUAAAUUCUGAACACAAUUUAUGUUGGUAUUGUGCGUUCAAAAAGA
This is a messenger RNA of Acanthaster planci (crown-of-thorns starfish), 4126 nucleotides long. Its product is annotated as neuropeptide FF receptor 2-like. Gene Ontology annotation, biological process: G protein-coupled receptor signaling pathway. Gene Ontology annotation, molecular function: G protein-coupled receptor activity. NCBI's taxonomy places the organism in Eukaryota, Metazoa, Echinodermata, Asteroidea, Valvatida, Acanthasteridae. Gene Ontology annotation, cellular component: membrane. The record is from RefSeq and is a predicted model, not a curated record.